ACAUAAUAUUUAAAAACAAUGGAUGAAGCUGACGAUGUGCCGAGGCUGUCUGCAGAAACAUUUGCAGCUCUUCAAGAGUUCUAUGCAGAACAGACAAAAAGAGAGGAAAUCUUGAGUAAAUUGGAAGCUGACAAUAAGCUGGGUGAGAAAAUAAUAUUUGAAGAAAAUUGGCAAUUGAGUCAGUUUUGGUAUGAUGAAGAGACAGUGCAAGCACUUGUGAGGGUGAUUGACAGAGUACUGACUGAUGGUGGCAAAGUGGCGCUCAUAUCCUGCCCGACUCUGUUUGUGCCACUUAAGCGACAGAUUGGACACAGAGCAUCAGUUACACUUUUAGAAUAUGACAGACGAUUUGAAGUGCAUGCACCCGACUUUAUAUUCUAUGACUAUAACCAUCCAGACAAGUUGCCACCAGAGAUGGAGGGUAGUUACGAUAUAGUUGUUGCUGAUCCACCGUUCCUCUCAGAAGAAUGUGUUACGAAAACAUCACAGACAAUCAAAUUACUGGCUAAGGGUAAAAUAGUUUUUUGUACGGGAGCAGUUAUGAAGGAUUUAGUGGAAAAUCUUUUAGAUUUAAAGUGUUGCCAGUUCCAGCCACAUCAUAGGAACAAUCUUGCAAAUGAAUUUUCAUGUUAUGCUAAUUUUGAUUUAGAUGAUUUUGUUUAAGGAUGUGGAUUUUGUAAAGAAAAGCUGAAUUAAAACCGCACUCGGAGAUAUUUCAUGAUUACAUAAACUAUUCCUUAGCAUGGACAUAUAGUGAUCACAUAAUGAUGUGGUAAA
Molecule: messenger RNA, 777 nt
Organism: Papilio machaon (common yellow swallowtail)
Lineage: Eukaryota; Metazoa; Arthropoda; Insecta; Lepidoptera; Papilionidae
Product: EEF1A lysine methyltransferase 1
Exons: 3
Coding region: 19-663 (214 amino acids)
Biological process (GO): methylation
Molecular function (GO): nucleic acid binding; protein-lysine N-methyltransferase activity
Source: RefSeq, a predicted model, not a curated record